Molecule: messenger RNA, 543 nt
Organism: Paramecium tetraurelia
Lineage: Eukaryota; Ciliophora; Oligohymenophorea; Peniculida; Parameciidae
Exons: 2
Source: RefSeq, a predicted model, not a curated record
AUGUAAUAAGGCAGGAAAAUGUAAGAAGGGAAAGGUAAGUUAUAAAGAUGUAUGAUUUGGCAAAAAGGAAUUUAAGGACAAAAAUUCUAAAGAUUCGAAAUGCAACAAAAUAGAUAGGCUGAAGAUGCGCAAAAAUAAAAUUGUAAUUUUCAAAAAAAGAGGGAUUAUCAUAGAAAUAGAAAUUUAUAUGGAUGCCUUCUCUGUAAAAGAAGAAAAAUAUUAAGAAAUUAAGAAGGAGACUGUUGUAAAAUAUGUCUAGAAGAAAACUAGCGGUAAAAGUUUGAAAUAGUUAAUCAUAUACAAACUUUUAAAAAUUGGGAAAUUAGAACCAUCCAAGAAGAGUUGCGCCAAACCGAAAACGUUUUUUUAUAUUAAUUACUGAAAAGUAAGAUUAGCUUAAAAAUGAAGUUGAUGAAAUUAUGGUAAAUCCUAGAAAGUAGAUUCGAUUAAAAUGCAUAAGCAAAUUAAGAGAAAAUUAGGUAAAUGUUGAUUGAUUUGAUACAAAAACUUAAGGCCAAUCAAAUCUUAAAUAUUGUAUAUUGA